Molecule: messenger RNA, 837 nt
Organism: Pocillopora damicornis (cauliflower coral)
Lineage: Eukaryota; Metazoa; Cnidaria; Anthozoa; Scleractinia; Pocilloporidae
Source: RefSeq, a predicted model, not a curated record
AGGUGUAACAGGUUUCUUACAGGCAUAUACAAACUGGGGUGACUAUUGACCAUGCUGAGGAAGGCUCUACACGCAAUAAUUCUCAUAGCCUUUCAAAGAGAGACAAGUGGCGAAGUAUCUCCAAACCAAAAAUCUUCCGUAUUCUCUCGUUCAGCCUACUUCAUGACAAUGAAUAAUAACCGACUUCAUGGCUACGUUGUUGAACGUUUUCAGUCCGCUAGCUUGUUAUUAUGCAACCAAAAGUGCUUAAGGAGAGAAUGGUGUACUUCUACGAAUUUCAAAGCGCCUGAACAAAGUGGAAAAACCGGAACCUGUGGACUGAACAAGCAUAGUUAUUCUUCCGUUUUCGAAAGCGCGAGUUUACGCGAAGAGGAUGGAGUUACUUUCUCCCUACUCGUAAAGUUUCCAUGCCAUAGCAAGCCAUGUCUGAACAAUGGGAUCUGUGUUCAAGAUGGUGCAGGGCUUUCUUUCCAUUGUGUUUGCAAGGCGGGAUUUGCUGGAACACGCUGCCAAGCUUGUAAGUUCGAUUUCGAAGAUGGAAAAGUUGGCUGGGAAAAGACUGGUACAACAUUCGAUAACCAGCCGACCUACGGUGACAACCCUACAGCUCGGAAGCGAGAACCUGCCAAACAGCAAGGGGAUUGGUGGAUUGGAGGAUACGAGGAUAGACCUUCUAAAGCUGCAACCCCUGGGCGUAUUCAAGGGGACGGGCCACGUGGCACCCUUACAUCUCCGUUGUUUAAAAUCAUUGGCCCCAACAUUACCUUUCUGAUUGGUGGGGGUUGCAGAAUGGACUCUAUAAGAGCAGAGUUAGUUAUAAAUGAUCAGGUGGAGUAG